Schistocerca gregaria is the source of this 1086-nucleotide messenger RNA. Its product is annotated as alanine and glycine-rich protein-like. The transcript is spliced from 2 exons. The record is from RefSeq and is a predicted model, not a curated record. NCBI's taxonomy places the organism in Eukaryota, Metazoa, Arthropoda, Insecta, Orthoptera, Acrididae. The coding region runs from base 51 to 854 and encodes 267 amino acids.
AGGGCCAGCAGCGUUCGCUUCGGCCACCACAUCCACAGCCGCAGCCAGCCAUGAGAUCCAUCGUGUUGCUCCUGGCCACCGCUGUCGCAGUGCACGCUGGAGCACUGGAUAAAGCAGAUCAUGAGGGUGUGAGCAUUUCAAAGCGACACGCCCUCUACGGCUUGGGGCUGGCUGAUUCUGCCGCCCAGGCACAGGCCCAGGCACAGGCCGCUGGACUUGGGGGUGGAUACUACGGUGGAGGUGGAGCUGCACUGAGUCAGGCACAGGCACAGGCGCAGGCUGCUGGGCUGGGUGGCGGGUACCACGGCAUCUGGAAGAGACACGCCCUCUACGGCUUGGGGCUGGCUGAUUCUGCUGCCCAGGCACAGGCACAGGCACAGGCCGCUGGGCUCGGGGGAGGAUAUUACGGUGGGGGUGGAGCUGCACUCAGCCAGGCACAGGCACAGGCGCAGGCUGCUGGGUUGGGUGGUGGCUACCACGGCAUCUGGAAGAGACACUCCCCCUACGGUUUGGAGCUGGUUGAAUCUGCUGCCCAGGCACAGGCACAGGCUCAGGCUGCCGGGCUCGGGGGUGGAUACUAUGGUGGGGGUGGGGCUGCUCUGAGCCAAGCACAGGCACAGGCGCAGGCUGCUGGGUUGGGUGGUGGCUACCACGGCAUCUGGAAGAGACACUCCCCCUACGGUUUGGGGCUGGCUGAAUCUGCUGCCCAGGCACAGGCACAGGCUCAGGCUGCUGGGCUCGGGGGUGGAUACUACGGUGGGGGUGGAGCUGCACUCAGCCAAGCACAAGCACAAGCGCAGGCCGCUGGGCUGGGUGGUGGCUACCACGGCAUCUGGAAGCGACACGCCCCCUAAGGUUUUGGGCUAGCCGACUCCAUCACCUAGGCACAGGUCCAGGCACUGGCUGCCAUGCUGGGUGGUGGAUACUGCAGUGUGGGUGGCGCCACCUCCAGUCUGGCUCAGGCACAGAGACAGGCUGCCAUCAUGAGACCAUGAGACUCGACUGGUGGUGGCUGGUGUCCUGUUCCUUCACUGGCUCCUAACUGUGGGAGGCAAAAUACUUGAAAUAAAAGAGAAUGCACUGCUA